CGCCUGUCGUCCCUUCAGACUGUAGUACACAGAUUGCAACACCACUCUGCACUGCUGGGGAUUUCUUUCACAACAACAUACGUAGCUACAGGACUGAGAUUCUGCAGCUACAGGGUUGACUACUGUAUAACUUUAUUCCUUGUAUCUUCAUGGCCAUGGUUACUAAGGAGGCAUGAAGACGUGACAUUGAGGAAACGUGAGCAGGCCUGGGAGGAACCUGGGACUUUCCUGACUCCAGCUGACCGGAGUUCAGUGAGCGUUUGGCGGUGUCGAGACUCGGUCAUCGCUUCACCUCAUGUUGCAAUUGCAAACAAAGAAGCGGUGAUGUGGAGGACUACACACGUCUGAAAUUGUUUACCUGAGUUCAUGGAGAUAUAAGUAAACGGAAACCACAAAGCUAAGCUGAACUAGCCUGUUAGCUGGCCGUACUCCGGAGGCAGCAGCAGUCCCCGCCGCGGUGUGAGUGGCCGGCUGCGUGGGAUAGCUGACGGGUUGUGUUAGGAGAGUGGAACAGCUCGCCGGUGCCCUGAAUUCAAGAGGACUCCCCGGCUCUGGCCCCCUCAAGCGGGCAGUCAGGAAGAAGCUGGCUGGGAAGGGAUGGCCUGGUCGGCCUUCCCGUUCCUUAGGACAAGGCUCUGCGGUGUUUGAAGGAGGUCGAGUUCGGCUAGAGGCCACCACCGCGGGUCGUGGCGCUAUGAUGGCCGCCUCCCCUUCCCUGGCCGGCGGCUUCGCAGCCUCUGCGCUGUCGGCCAGAAAGAGCGAGGAAAUAGCGGAUUUGAUAGAUUUGUUUUCCAAAAUGCAGUACAGAGCAAAGGAAGUCACUCCUCGGGUAGAAGCGAUUGAGAAGCGUUGUCUGGAGUUAUUUGCCAGAGAUUACAAGUACAGCAUCAUCCACAACGCCAAUGGAGAGGUGUGCGGGCAUUACCCCAGGCAGAUCGUGUUCCUGGAGUAUGAAAGCACAGAUUCGGAGAGAGACAGGUUUGAGAGCGCGGUACACAUCAGUAAGCUGCAGGACCUGGUGAACCGCAGUAAGUUGGCUCGCUGCAGAGGGAGGUUCGUCUGUCCGGUCAUCCUCUACAACGGCAAGCAUAUAUGCCGGUCGUCCACUCUGGCAGGAUGGGGAGAGCUGUAUGGACGCACAGGCUACAACUACAUCUUCUCAGGGGGCACUGAUGACACGUGGACAGAGUCUGAGGAGGUUCCAGAGGAUGACAGUGCAGUCAGGAACGGGGACUCGCAGCUCUUUGACAAAGUCCGAGGCCACGAUAUUAAGCUGCUACGCUACCUCUCAGUCCGCUACAUCUGUGACCUGAUGGUGGAGAACAAGAAGGUCAAGUUUGGGCUAAAUGUGACGUCCUCUGAGAAGGCGGACAAGGCCCAACGCUAUGCAGACUUCACCCUGCUCUCUGUGCCUUACCCAGGGUGUGAGUUUUUUAAGGACUACAAAGACAGAGACUACACUGCAGAGGGUCUGGUGUUCAACUGGAAUCAGGACUAUGUGGACGCUCCUUUGACAAUCCCACUGGGCUUUACUCAGAACUUGAACAUCGACUGGACUCGAUACCAGUCGUGGGACCUGGUGGAGCAGACCCAGAACUACCUGAAGAUGCUGCUCCACAUCAUCAACAGUGAUGAUGACAGCGGCCUCCUGGUGCACUGCAUAUCAGGCUGGGACCGGACGCCUCUGUUUGUGUCCCUGCUCAGGCUCUCCCUGUGGGCAGACGGCGCCGUGCACGCCAGCCUGCAGCCGGCAGAGAUCCUGUAUCUGACCAUCGCUUACGACUGGUUCCUCUUCGGUCAUAUGCUGCCAGAUCGACUCUCCAAAGGGGAGGAGAUUUUCUUCUUUUGCUUCAAUUUUUUGAAGCACAUUGUCUCAGAGAAGUUCUCAGCUGUUAAGAAACAGAGAAGGAAGAACUCUCACUUCAAAGACAGUGAUUUCACUGUGGAAGAUCUCUGCCAGUUAAAGUCCAGGGAUCGCGGCAGUGUGACCAGUCUGAGCAGUGACUUCUCCCUCAUCACUGAGGAGGGGGGUGGAGCCUCCAGCCUCAACCCCGACAACGUGGACCUUUUCUCCAGCCAGCCCCAGGCCUCCAGCUGGAGAAAAGGCCCCACCUCCUCCCCUCAGAUGGUUGUUUGGAAUAAACCCACCCCUCCUGACGAGCAUCUCUCCCAUCCUCUCAGCGAGGCCAGGUCUUCGAGCUCCUCCUCCUCCAACCAAUCAGAACACGCCGUCACACGCACUGGCAGCAGCCCAUUGGCUGUCCCUGGAAGAAGGUCAGCCGCAGACUACCCUCGGUCCGGCUCCUCCCUCUCUACGGAGUACGGCAGUUGGCAGAUCGUUUCGGGUUGUGGCAGCAUCCAUGACCACGCUCACUUUCCCCCACCUCUAACCUCAGCCUCCUCCACCUUGUCUGCUGUGGCUACUGCCUACGACUCCCCCCUGCCCUUCAGUUUUCAGGAUGAAGGACCCAGCGGACGAAUGUGUCCCUUCCCCUCGGAGCGUCAGGCCCGUCUGGAGGCGGUGCGGGAAGUCUUCCUGGCAGCCUACAGCUCCACCGUGGGCCUCAAGUCCUCGGCUCCUAGCCCCUCCACGGCCAUCACUGGCCUGCUAGAGCAGUUUGCCCGGGGGGUGGGCCUCCGGGGAACCAACGCCAUCGUCUGAACCCCUCUCAAUGUGACCCCCCCAGCUUCCAUCCACCCAGCCAGCAACACACCUGGGCUCCGGACAACAAAGUGCCAAACAUCUCUGCUCAUUCAGGGGAAGCACUCACCUUCCUGCUCCUCUGAUUUCCAACUCUUCUCUGGACUUUGAAUCUUCCGUGUUCAGCUACUUUUAGGGAGGGAAAUGUGUCAGCCACAGUAUCAAAAAGGGAUAUUAGGAAGGCUGUAGCUGUUGAAAUGUGAAUGUGUGAGAACAGGGGGUGUGUGUCUGUGACAGGCAGGUCACACACAUGUCUUCCUCUGUUCCCAUUCAUUAAUUGUUUUGUAAUCCUCUAGGGUCCCUACAGUGACCCUUCUGUGUACAGGCAGCGAUAUGUGUUCUCUUGUUUCGUGCUGCUAUUCAUUUGUGAUCCAAGCAGAGAAUGUUGUUUUGUCCAGGUGCGUUUUUAAAGAAAAGAUAAAUACAGCACUUAAAGUUCUCACAGGAAGGUUUCUUAUUUGGCCCAGGUGAUGAUCUGUAUAAUCUGUUUACAGCCUGGGCUCUAGAUCUAAAGGUAAAUAUCACAGUCUGUUUUAAUCCAAUACUCACAUGCCAUAUGAAAGAGCUACAGGAAUAAUUCCUUCUGUUCUUUCUGGGAGCGAAGGGUCGGUGCGAGUUAGGGAACCAAAUCUCCCUAUGCUAUUCGGUGAACCCACAAGCACUGGUCUAGAGCCUCAGUGUGCUUCGACUGAAGCAGUUUGAAUCACGUCUAAAGACAAAAGUGUUUCUAUCUGUUCAGUGGUCUGACCUGACGGGAGGAUUUCAGCGACUCUUCAGCGUGCAUUCUGCAUGUGAGGAAGAAAGUCUUAGUAAAAUAGGCUCCGAUCAUUUUAAGUAGAUUAGGUAAAAUGAAAUACAUUUUGAAUUUUUGUCUGUUUGCCAGCUUGAGUCCUACUGUGAAAUUGUAAGUACACUAAAGUGUUGUGUUAUAUAUGUAUAGAACUGGUCCCCAGCACAUAGAAGUUGCUGGAUGCUAACUGCAUUUCUGACAUUUUCAGGAUCAAAAAUGGCAGUUUUAACCAGACAGUGGCCCUAUGUGUACUCUGUGGGCGGAUUCUGAUGCAUUUUGUGGUUGAUUUUGACGUUUUAGUGGACUCUGGAUCAUUUUGAUUGGGCAGUUUGCUGAUCUAUUUGAGACGACAUUGUCCACAUUAGAGAUAAUUAUUGUAAUCACGUGCUCUCUUUAUCAAUGGUCGCAACACAAAAAAAAUCAGCCCACUGGGAGUACAAAUAUGGACACUUUCUGGCUAAAACAUAUGCCACUCAGCACCCGGCAGUUUCUAUGUGCUGGGGACCCAUGCUAUACCUGUCUAUCAUAAAGCUUUGGGGUACUCUGGGUUCACAUGGCUGGCAACUAGACUAUCAACAUCAGCUGUUCCUGCAUGGCACAGUUUUUGUAGAUCGUAGUCCAACAAAUGAAGUUUAUCCAAGCUACUGUUUCACCUCGCCACUCUAAGGUCUCCAUGUCCUCGUUGUGUCCAUAUUCAUCACCUCUUCUUCUUCAGUAGCACUGACACGGUAGCACAAGAGGCACUGAGCAUCGUGGUAGCAGAUCUGUGAACCUUUCAGAGCUCUCUCGACAGACUCCAGUAAAGCGCAGAUCCCUGCCCAGCUGACAUAUCACUAAGGUUGUACCACAACGUGUGCAUCCUCUCUGACUCGCACUGGGGAGGGACAUUUCUACCUUUUGGUUAGAUUUACACUUUUCAGUCAUUUUUCUCGAGAGAAUUCUGUUGAGUUUUUAUUUGAGACUAGCUUGUUGGUGUUGCCAAACGGUUGUGCCGCUGCUGUACCUCAGGACCUUUUGUUGUGCCUUUUUUAUCUUCAGUAACACUGGAUCACACCUCCACUGCUGCUCCAGCUUCAGGUCCUUUUUCUCUUUCUAAAUGUCUUUAAGAGCUCGGGGAACUGACUGCAUUAGCAGCGUUAGCUUUGCAUAGAGCUUCUGGGGUGUCCCGUUGAUUGCUCUUUCUGUUGUUUUGUUGUAAAGUAAAAAAAAUCUGUUGAGUCGUAUUGACACCCCCCGAGGAGGUUGGGAUGGGAUUUCGGUCAGUCAGCCCAGGAAUAGUGAGAUGUUCACCUCUGCCUUUUGAAAACAAACGUAAGGGAAGAGGAUUUUAUUGAUUUUAGGAAUAAUUAUGGGAAAUUCAUUUAUUCACUUUAUUUUAUCGGGGGUGUGAAAUGAUUGACACAAAUGUCUGUGUUUUUCAAUACAGAGCUAGAAAAGGGAUGGCCUAUAUUAGCAUAAUGAUUAGCUUAGGUCCGUUUAAAGUAAAACAGUGAUAACACUUAUAACGCUGGAUUACCAUCUACCGCUUGUGUUUGGAAUAUUUCUCAGAUUGGAGAAACUACGCCAAGGUGAUGUUUUCAGUUUGGUCAGUCUGUUUGUGAUAGGGAUACACAACUACUACUUAAAAAACUUGGUGCGGAGUGUAGCCUGAACCAAAGAAAAACCAUCCAUCCAUACCAAAGCCUUCAGUUUAUGCUGAAGGCCUGGCAGAGUGUUCAUUCUGUUUCUAGUCUUAUGCUAAGCUAGGCUAAUCACUUCCUGAUUUUCACAUCUCACUCCGAAAUUUCAAAUGUUCUGAUUCUUGACUACAUUCUGCUGAGCUGAUUUGAAGCCAGACAUUUGUAUCUCUUUAUUCUUGGCAUUAAGUGAUUUGAGAGCAUUUUGAUUUGUAUGGCCACAUUUAUGAGUUUCUGCAUGGGCUGUCUAAGUGUUUAUUUUGUACAAUAGAAGAACCUGUACAGCUUUACUUGAGACUUUCAGGUCUCCUCUCCCCGGUCUGGUUUUAAGCUUUCUUUUAAAGAUAUCCUUCCUGAUAAUGAGUUUUAAUUCAGUUGAGGUUUCAUAUUGGUUGUUUUUAUUCUGCCAUCAUUUCUACAGUCUGUCUGCAUCACAGAACACUGAAGUCCUUUACUGAAAACAGGUCUUAUACUUUGUUACUUCAGAUCCUUUUUUCACUCUCUGGUUUUGCAUGACAUCCUCCGAGUGCAUCUCAACUGCGGAAUAUAAUGUUUUUUAUUUGUUUUACAAAUGACUUUGAUUUCAGAAUCUCUUUAAACGUUGCAUUGCACGUGUCCUGAUGUUCUCUGUGUAAAGAGUGAUCUCUGUACAGUUGAUGCAUUUUUAAUUAAUUCUUCCUUUUUGUUUUUUUUGUUAUAAAUCUCUCUUAACUGUCAGCCGGCGACAGGCUACAAUGAAAGGGGAUCUGAGCAGCAGGUGGCAAUUGUGAAUAAACAAAAAAAAUGUAUAUCUUA
Messenger RNA from Eleginops maclovinus (Patagonian blennie), 5962 nucleotides. RefSeq names its product myotubularin related protein 14 (gene mtmr14). Lineage: Eukaryota; Metazoa; Chordata; Actinopteri; Perciformes; Eleginopidae. The transcript has 19 exons. Bases 695 to 2662 code for a protein of 655 amino acids. Gene Ontology annotation, molecular function: phosphatidylinositol-3-phosphate phosphatase activity. Gene Ontology annotation, biological process: dephosphorylation. The record is from RefSeq and is a predicted model, not a curated record.